AUGGAUGUUCUAACACAGCACAUUCAAGGGAAGGUGCUAUGGUGCAUGUUAUUCACUGAUGAUAUAGUAUUGAUUGACGAAAUGUGGGCCGGUGUUAGUGCAAGGUUGGAGGUCUGGAGACGAACAUUUGAGUCAAAAGGUUUCAAGUUGAACAUCACUAAAAUGGGGUACUUGGAAUGUAAAGUCAGCGGCAUGACUACGGAAGAGGAUGUGGAAGUGAGGCUAGAUUCACAAGUAAUUCCCAAGAAAGGGAGUUUUAAGUACCUUAGAUCUAUAAUUUCUAGUAAUGGAGAGAUAGACGAGGAUGUCACGCAUCAUAUCGGAACGGGAUAUAUGAAAUGA
Molecule: messenger RNA, 342 nt
Organism: Nicotiana tabacum (common tobacco)
Lineage: Eukaryota; Viridiplantae; Streptophyta; Magnoliopsida; Solanales; Solanaceae
Source: RefSeq, a predicted model, not a curated record